AGAACUUUCAGUUCGUAACAGACAGCUGCUUACGCAGAGAGGCAACAACUAACCCUUUUCUCUCUCUCUCUCUCUCUCUAACCUUAACUUCCGCAAAACCUCAAAUCAUUUUCUUCGAUUCAACAACCAUGGACUCCGACGAGAAAUUAACGGCUUUGAAGAAGGCGUAUGCGGAUAUUAUAUUGAAUACUGCGAAAGAAGCAGCCGCAAGAAUUAUGGUGUCUGAGCGGAAAGCUAGUCGGUUCGAAUACGAGUUAAAGAAUGCUAAAGAAGAUGCGGUUCGGAUGCUUUUGAGAGUGAAGCAGAUGAUGGAUUUUCAGAUUAAGGAAGCAGCAAUGGUAUCCUGUACCCAACAAAAGAAAAUUGACGAGCUUGAAGCGCAGCUUCAGGAAGCCGAAGACAUAGUAAAAGACCUCAGGGAGGAAUUGAGAGCAGUUGAAGCAGAACUUGAGAAUUUUUCACAAAGGAAAGAAGUAAAGCAUGCAGUACAAGUAGAUAGCGCACCGAUUUGUGAAUCCGUUACAUUCCCUCCCUCAAGAGUACAACACAAUUCCUAUAUAGAUCAAACAGACAAAAGCCAGAGACUGUAUAAUUCUUUAUUGCCUUUAAAGAAAUCUUUAAUCGGGGAUUUGCCUUCUAUAAUACUGAGAAGCAAAGAAACAGAGCUAUAUAGAAAUGGGUGUACUCAAAGAAUCCGUGCGUGUGAAGUACUAGGGAAAGCAAAUGAUUUAAACAGAAACAUAAAACCGGAGUCGAUUUCUAAAGAGGGUGAAGUGCUAAAGAAAGAAAUAGUUUUGGAGCAAGUGAAGGAGACGGAGUUAGCAGUUGAUGAUUCUUGUUUGACUUCUCCAAGUUCAGUCAGACAUACAAAUGAUACAGCCAUCGAUGAAAAUAUAACAAGAACAUGCAAUAGUCAAAGCACAAGUGGAGAGGAAGUUAUGCUCGUGGGACAAGAAAAAGGAGAGGCAGAUGUGCCCUCAGUGAGUACGGUGUCGAACGUUGGUAAGAUCGGCGAGGUUCCAAGUCAAUCUUUGACUGAUAGAGUGAUAAAGUACACGUUCCAGAGGAAGAGGAAACGGGGUGCUUUGAUUGAUGGAAGCGGAUCUAGUGAACGGAGCCACGAGAACCAAACGGCUCAUGUGGGACCUGUGAAGGUGAACUUGAUUGGAGAAUCAACUCCAGAAAAGAUACGUCUGGAACAGGUUGCUCACCAGCUUAUAUCUUUAUCUGAUAAAAAAUGGGGGUGGUGAAACUGAGGAAGAAGCAAAUGAUGAUUUUCAAGGGUGGCAUCAAAGAAGAUGUUUAUGGAAAGCUUAUAAGUAUACCGACCCGUGUACAAACUGUAGUUUAUGCAGUGUUCUCUACUGCCCGGAAUUUUUCGCUUUGAAUAUUUUUUUGUUAUUUUUGAAAUAUGGAUGUUUUUGCAUGAUUUUGGUUGUUCAGGAUGCAAUCACUUGUUCAAAAUGGAACGCAAUAGCAUCUCAUCUCAUUUCAUGCUAGUUGAGCAAAUAUGAGGAAAUCAUCGUUAUCUUGA
This is a messenger RNA of Helianthus annuus (common sunflower), 1534 nucleotides long. RefSeq lists its product as uncharacterized. The transcript has 4 exons. The coding region runs from base 129 to 1250 and encodes 373 amino acids. The record is from RefSeq and is a predicted model, not a curated record. Lineage: Eukaryota; Viridiplantae; Streptophyta; Magnoliopsida; Asterales; Asteraceae.